UCCUAAUUAAUCGUUGUUUGUGUAAAGAGCAUGGUACGAGCAAUUCUUUUUUGUUUUGCCCUACUCGUGGCAUUUUACAACGUAGAAGCAAGAAAACCAGUGGUUUGCUACUACGCAUCAUGGUCAACAUACCGUCCAGGUAGAGGACAAUUCAACGUGGAAAACAUCGAUCCCUUCCUAUGUACCCAUCUCAUUUACGCAUUCUUUGGAGUGAACGACUCUGGCGCAGUGACGAUACUAGAUCCCUGGUUAGAUCUGGAUAGUGGCCGAGGAAAUAUUCGACUCUUUAAUCAACUACGAAACCAGAAUCCUAAUCUCAAAACGCUGGCCGCUAUCGGUGGUGCAACUGUUGAUCGAGUCAUAUUUUCUCAAAUUGCUGCCAGUGCGUCCUUGCGUAGUAUCUUUGCACGAAACGCACGAGACUUUUGUCUCACCCAUGGAUUUGAUGGAGUGGAUCUUGGAUGGGAGUUCCCAGCCAUGCACGACGGUGAUACCGCACCGUAUGAUAAGCGGAAUUUUGUGUUGAUGCUAUCAGAGCUGGCUCUUGCGCUGCGCUCUCACGGUUUGUUGCUAACAGCGGCACUUGCCGCCAGCGAAACAAUUGCUUCCAUUUCGUACGACAUUACCGGUAUAGUGCCACACUUGGAUUUCAUUAAUCUGAUGGCGUACGACUACAACGGAGCGUGGAGCAAUUUCACGGGCCACAAUGCACCGCUCUUUGCCGGGCCUUCCGAUCAGAAUGACUUUCAACGAACACUUAACGUCCAACACAGCAUCAACUAUUGGCUAAGCCAGGGAGCUCCCGCGUCAAAAAUGGUCCUGGGUGUUCCGGCUUACGGGCGUACCUUCACAUUAGCCAACUCUGCUGUUAAUGGAUUACGAGUACCAGCGGAAGGUCCCGGACAUCCCGGACCGUACACAAGCCAAUACGGUUACAUUGCAUACCACGAGGUUUGUGGCUACUUGUCAUCCGCAACUGGUUGGCAUCGUGUAUGGGAACCAAUUCAAAAAAUUCCUUACACCUUCUCCAAUGACCAAUGGAUAGGAUACGACGAUAGGCAAAGCAUAUGGGAAAAGUGUAACUACGCUAACAGUCAACAACUUGCUGGUAUGAUGAUGUGGUCGAUUGAUAUGGAUGAUUUUCGAGGAAACUGUGGCACCAGUUUUACUCUGCUCAAAACUGUCAAUGAAUGCCUAGUGUAAUGUUAGCAUGUUGUGAAAACUUGUCGCAUAAAAAUUCUAUUCAUAGUCAAUAUUUGUUUAAGUCAAGUGAAAAUAAUUGCUUUAGUAAUAAUUAUAAUAUGGUAUUCCUCCAUUUCAUGUGCAAUAGUGUGUAAUACUUAAGCAUUUACUUAGUAUUUCUAUAUUUGCUAGAACAAUCAAAUACACGGUCGUAGAUCUUUUAUAAUUGUA
This is a messenger RNA of Anopheles merus, 1413 nucleotides long. Its product is annotated as chitinase-3-like protein 1. The transcript is spliced from 2 exons. Gene Ontology annotation, cellular component: extracellular region. The coding region runs from base 31 to 1203 and encodes 390 amino acids. Gene Ontology annotation, molecular function: chitinase activity; chitin binding. The record is from RefSeq and is a predicted model, not a curated record. Gene Ontology annotation, biological process: chitin catabolic process; carbohydrate metabolic process. NCBI's taxonomy places the organism in Eukaryota, Metazoa, Arthropoda, Insecta, Diptera, Culicidae.